AAUUAGGACUCCAGCAGUCAGUCUUGCUGUAGCCAUGGAUGUACUGUUUUGUUGUGCAUUACAGAAAUGUUUUAAUUGGAAAAGCUAGGCGUGGAUUAACCGUGGUAUCUGACUGAUGCAUUAGAAUACUAAGCAACACUGCAGAGUUGUAAACUGCAUUAAAAAAAGAAGGAGGGGGGGGCAAAAGAGAGAAGGGUUUGUAUUGCAGAGGCUUUUAAUACAUUCCACAGUGCAAACCUGUUAGAGCAUAUAUCCUGGAGCUACGAUCUGGACACUAAUUCAGUGUUUGCAGUUAUGAUGGACAAGAGUAUAAAGAAGAAACUUUAAUAUCCAGGGUGUGGGAUUCCUGAAUCGCCUAAGAUGCUGAAGAACCUUUGCAAAAUUUCAUCUACAAUAUGAACGUGAAGUUUCCGAAAAGUGGACCCGAAGAUAAGCCACUCGUAAAUGCAUUUUAGUGAAGAGGAAAAAAAGGAAUUUGAAGAAUUCAUAUCUUGCCUUUUAAUGUAUUGUUGCUUUAACCUGCAGUUCUAAUCCAUUUCAGAAUUAAUUCAAUUUUAGCAGCACUUUUUGGGUACAUGCUUCUUGCCUGGGGGAACGUAUGGAUAUUUGUAUUUGAAAAGCUAAGAAACAUUUUGAUUUGAAUUUAUGUGCUUGUUAAAACUGGAACAUUUUUAUAGGAAUUGCUGCUGCUAACUCACUGCAAUACUGAAAACUACUCAGAUAUAGUGGAAGCUGUAAUUGAAUUCAGUGUGAAAUUCAAGCCUGAGAAGUUGCAUACAUGUACAUGUGCUGCUUUGGUUUAUGAUUUUUAAAGAGAAUCCAGAAGGGAUUUUACUCCAUAUUUUUCUUCUGUGGCUUUUAUUUGAGAAAGGAAACUUUUUUCCCCAGCCUAAGAAAUGGCUUUUCUUGUUCGAUGUUAUGCCAACUGCUUGCAACCGUGGGCCUCCAAACUUCCAGCUGAUCUUACCAAGAUGCAUCUUACCGACAAUCCUCAUCCUCAGGUGACUCACGUCCCCUCAAGCCAGUCGGGAUGUAGCAUUGCCAGUGAUUCUGGGAGCAGCAGCCUAUCCGAUAUUUAUCAGGCUACAGAAAGUGAGAUGGGAGACGUUGAUUUAACAGGUCUUCCAGAAGCACCUGUAGACUCUGAAGAUGAAGAAGAAGAAGAAGAUGAAGAUAUUGACAGAACUUCAGAUCCGCUUCUAGGGCGAGAUGUUGUACGAGAGUGCCUUGAGAAAGAGCCUGCAGAUAAAACUGAUGAUGAUAUUGAGCAAUUACUGGAAUUUAUGCAUCAACUCCCUGCCUUUGCAAACAUGACUAUGUCUGUGAGAAGAGAACUUUGCUCAGUGAUGAUAUUUGAAGUAGUAGAGCAAGCAGGAGCCAUCAUACUCGAAGACGGCCAAGAACUCGAUUCUUGGUAUGUUAUUUUAAAUGGUACAGUGGAAAUCAGCUAUCCUGAUGGGAAGAGUGAGAGCCUCUGUAUGGGAAAUAGUUUUGGGAUUACUCCCUCUCUGGACAAACAGUACAUGAAUGGAGUGGUCAGAACCAAAGUAGAUGAUUGUCAGUUUGUCUGUAUAGCCCAGCAAGACUACUGGAGGAUUCUGAACCAUGUGGAAAAAAACACUCAUAAAGUGGAGGAAGAAGGAGAAAUUGUUAUGGUAAAGGAGCACAGAGAGUUGGAUCGCAGUGGAACCAGAAAAGGACACAUAGUUAUCAAGGCAACACCCGAGCGACUCAUCAUGCACUUAAUAGAAGAACAUUCUAUUGUGGAUCCAACCUACAUCGAAGAUUUCCUUUUAACAUACAGAACAUUUCUAACAAGCCCCCUGGAAGUUGGAAAUAAACUCUUGGAAUGGUUCACAGUGGACAGCCUCAGGGAUAAGGUUACCAGAGUGGUCUUACUGUGGGUGAACAAUCAUUUUAAUGACUUUGAAGGAGAUCCUGCUAUGACUCGAUUUCUGGAAGAAUUUGAAAAGAACUUGGAAGAUACGAAAAUGAAAGGACAUCUCAGAUUGCUGAAUAUUGCCUGUGCUGCCAAAGCAAAAUGGAGACAAAUUACCCUGCAAAAACCUUCUAGAGAUUCGCCACUGUUUUUCAGCCUCCUUGGAGGAAGUGACAAGGGUUUUGGUAUUUUUGUAGAGACUGUGGAAACGGGCAGUAAAGCAGCAGAAGCUGGACUUAAGCGUGGUGAUCAGAUAAUGGAAGUAAAUGGACAGAAUUUUGAGAACAUUACCUUUGUAAAAGCUCUGGAAAUCUUAAGGAACAACACUCAUCUCUCCAUUACUGUAAAAACAAACAUUUUUGUGUUUAAGGAGCUGCUCUGCAGGAUAGGACAAGAGAAGAAUGGAAUUCCACAUAUUCCAAAAAUUGCAGAAAAGAAAAACAACCGUUAUUCCAUCCCAGAUAUGCCUGGAGAUGUGGAACAGAUGUUUCCCCGUGAAAAAGGAAACAAGAAGAUGAAAGCAAACACUGUUUCUGGUGGGAGAAACAGAAUCAGGAAAAUUUUAGACAAGACCCGAUUCAGCAUCUUGCCUCCAAAACUGUUUAGUGAUGGUAGUGUGAGCCAGUCGCAGGACGACAGCAUUGUUGGGACUCGGCAGUGCAGACACAGCCUGGCCAUCAUGCCUAUUCCGGGAACGCUCUCAUCCAGUAGCCCUGACCUGUUGCAGCCUACAACCAGCAUUCUGGAUUUCUCUAAUCCUUCAGCUGUUGGGUUUUACUAUAUUCCGGAUCAAGUAAUAAGAGUUUUCAAAGCAGAUCAGCAGAGUUGUUACAUUAUCAUCAGCAAAGACACUACAGCAAAAGAGGUUGUGAGUCACGCUGUCCACGAAUUCAACUUGACUGGAGCCCCGGAGACCUACUCCCUCUGCGAAGUGUCUGUCAGCCCCGAGGGAGUCAUCAAGCAACGGAGACUCCCAGAUCAGUUCUCCAAAUUGGCCGACAGGAUUCAACUCAAUGGACGGUAUUAUCUAAAAAACAAUAUGGAGACAGAGACCUUAUGCUCAGAUGAGGAUGCUCAAGAGCUACUGAGAGAAAGCCAAAUUUCCCUCCUACAGCUGAGCACCAUUGAGGUCGCCACUCAACUUUCCAUGAGAGACUUUGAAUUAUUUCGCAAUAUUGAGCCUACAGAAUACAUCGAUGACCUUUAUAAGCUGGACUCCAAAACAGGAAAUGCUCACCUGAAACAGUUUGAGGAUGUCAUAAAUCAAGAGACAUUCUGGGUUGCCAUGGAAAUUUUAGCAGAGCCCAACCAACUCAAAAGAAUGAAGAUUAUUAAGCAUUUCAUUAAAAUUGCCCUCCACUGUCGAGAAUGCAAGAACUUCAAUUCCAUGUUCGCAGUUAUAAGUGGGUUAAAUCUAGCACCUGUAGCACGUCUCAGAGGCACCUGGGAAAAGUUACCAAGCAAGUAUGAAAAGCACCUCAGAGACCUUCAAGAUCUAUUUGAUCCGUCUCGAAACAUGGCAAAAUACCGCAACAUCCUUAGCAGCCAGAGUAUGCAGCCUCCAAUUAUUCCACUUUUUCCUGUUGUCAAGAAGGAUAUCACAUUUCUACAUGAAGGAAAUGAUUCUAAAGUGGAUGGCCUGGUAAAUUUUGAGAAACUCAGAAUGAUCGCCAAAGAAAUUCGCCAAGUUGUCAGGAUGACCUCAGCAAACAUGGAUCCGGCUGUAAUGUUCAGACAAAGGAAGAAGAGGUGGAGAAGUUUGGGAUCUCUGAGCCAGGGCAGCACAAACUCGAACAUGCUGGAUGUACAGGGAGGUGCUCACAAAAAACGUGCCCGACGCAGCUCGCUUCUGAAUGCCAAGAAGCUGUACGAGGAUGCCCAGAUGGCAAGGAAGGUGAAGCAGUACUUGUCCAACCUGAAUGUAGAGACAGACGAAGAAAAGAUCCAAAUAUUGUCACUUCAGUGUGAGCCCGCAUAUAGCACUCUGACAAAGAAUUUAAGUGAGAGAAGAGGAGCGAAAUCCUCAGAAAUGUCUCCAGUACCCAUGAGAUCAAUUGGCCAAACCACUAAAGCCCAUCAGCAUCAACAAAACAGGAUGAGUCAAGUUCUUCAGGUUCCAACUGUGAAUUUAUACCCCAGUAGGAAAAAGGGACUGACAAAGGAUCAUGUCACAUUCAGUACAGGUUCCCCACAGAAGUCAUUAAGCUUGUCUGAGGAAGUAAGUAGUAAGAAACAAACAGAUGACACUAUGUCCAUGGCAUCUUCUCUGCACUCCAGCCCACCUGCUUCUCCUCAGGGCUCUCCACGCAAAGUUGGUAACAUCCAAAGGUCGGAUAACUGCAGUCAGAUGAAUCUCUCUGGCUCUUCCUCAUCACUCGCCAGUGAAACCAGCAACAAGAACAGUGGACAACGCAGCUAUGGAAUAGGCUACGCCCUCAUACCUUCCACUAAAUCUGAUAACUUCUCGGAUUCCAGUCACAGUGAGAUUUCAUCCCGCUCCAGCAUUGUGAGCAACUGCUCAGUGGACUCAAUGUCAGCAGCGCUGCAGGACGAGAGGAGUUUGUCCCAGUCUCUUAUUGUGGUGGAUUCGGGGGGGGCAGAGAGAAAAGAGCAUCCUCAGCCGAUGGCUGAUUAUGGCCAGCCGUGCCCAGGCUGGUCAAUCAGUAGGCCUGCUCUCAUCAGAGGGAUGGCUUUCACGUCCUCCAUGAGCAGCGAGGAGAUCUCCCAUGAACAUAUCACGGUAGAGGCAGCAGAUAGCGGCCGGGGAAGCUGGACGUCAUGCUCAAGUAGUUCUCAUGACAACUUCCAGAAUAUCCCAAACCAGAAGAGCUGGGAUCUCCUCAAUUCUUACCGUCACACCCAGCUGGACGGACCUAUAGCUGAAGUCGAUCCCACAAACUGUUACUCAGAGGAGGCUUAUUUGUAUUCUGAAGCCUUUUCCAAAACCAACAGGCAGUCGAAAGCCAGCGUGGAGCUCGAUCAGUCUCGGCAGAGCUGGGCCUCCUCCAGCUCGCUGUCGGACACCUACGAAACAAACUAUGGGACAAUUAAGCGGAGGGGGCUGGAGAACUCUACAGCAGAGCAGGCGGAGGUUUUGGACUCUAAACCAGGCGCUGAUACAACUUACAAAACUGUUACUUCGAGUACAGAAAAAGGCCUGAUAGUGUACUGUGUCACCUCACCUAAGAAGGACGAUAGGUAUAGGGAGCCACCGCCCACCCCUCCGGGAUAUAUGGGGAUUUCUUUAGCGGACAUAAAGGAAGGAUCGCCCCACCACCCACACCUAAAACCUCCAGACUAUAGUGUGGCAGUGCAGAGGUCAAAGAUGCUGCACAGUGACCUCUCUAGACUUUCAUCAGCUUCUCUCGGUAGUGAACCGGUGGCCUGUAUUUCAUCGAAGAUGCCUCAGUGGCAUAGUCGGCAGCCGUCCAACCCCAAACUAGCAGAUAUGACUGACGCAGAUAGUGAAGAGGAUGAAGAUGAACAAGUAUCAGCAGUCUAACCAUUGGGCUAUUUAUGUAAACCACAACACAAGGGAUGUGGGGACAAGGACCACAUGAUUCUGUUAGCGAACGCUAACAACUUGCUGCUACUAACCUCAGACGUUGCGUUUGCCUCUGUCACGGACGAGAUGGAACGGGUUGGAUCACAUCUCUCUACCUUACUUCAGUCUACCACCGCCUAAGCAAGCUAUUUCUGCCUGUGAAAUAGAAAACCCUUUUCAAGGAGCGUACUGACUACCUGGAUACCGACGUUGGUAUCCGGAGAUGGACCAGGCUUCGUGCAUUUGGGAAGACCAGUUGUCACCACCACUUGAAACUUGGAAGCAUUCUUCUGUAUGAUACCAUAUAAUCCUUUGGUAGUUUUCCAUCGUCAUUAUUUUCUACAUGACCAUUAUAAGUCUAAGAGUGUUAUUUUAUGAACUUGAAAAAAAAAUAUAUCAAAAUGUCAGCAAAAGCAAAGGACAUUGCUGAAGUAUCUGAAAAUAAUUUAUUAAUUUAAUUUUUUUUAAUGGUAAUUUCCUUUAUUUGUGUUGGCAGUGCUCUGGUUGGCUAAUAUAAAUGUUUAGUCAAUGUGGUAGUAAAUUAGCUACACAUAAACUGUCGUGCUCUCAAACACAGAAAACUAGAAACGGGAUGUUAUCAGGUGCAGAAAUACAUGGAUUUUAGAGUGGUUUUAGAUAAAAUAUAAAUAGAGCACAAAGCCCCGCAGAGCGGCGUGUGUGGGGCAGGCAGCCCUGCCGUCUGCUGCUCCCCUCCUACACAGACACAGCAGAACCCCUCCGCCCUUGUAGUAUUUUUGGAAAUUUUUUAGCUGCCAGCCAACUAAGGCAAUAGUUGGUGCUCUGCUCUCCUCCCCUGUUAAGUAAUCAUUUGAAAUAUGGAAGCCGUAGCUCACAGGGAGCUGUUAGGGGAGUUUGAAGCUUUCCCAAAAGAGCUUAAACCAGGUUUUGCCCUGCAGAGUUCAGCAUGCAAAGCGUGUUGCUAGAAACCAAAACUAAACCGUGUGUUGUGGGUUUUAAGAUCAUCCCACGCAUUCUGGCCUUUUACCAGAGUUGCACAGGAUUUAGGUGCAAAGGUUAUCUUUAAAAAAAAAAAAAAAAAAAAAAAUUAUAAAUCACCUUCAUUUCACAGUAAAAUUUGUGAAACUGAGUAUUAAAUGACAUAAUGCUUAUAUAAGAGUGUAAUGCAUUUUAUGAUGGGUUAAAAAACCCUGUUGUGUUCAUCUGGAAAAUACAGGUGAUCUCAAAACGUUUUGUUUUAAAUCCUAGGUAAAAAUCCUGGUGUUGCUGAUGUCAGUAACAGUUUUGACUUACAGCCAGCCAGUAUUAACAUGUGAUCCUCUAGUUUGACUAUGGUCAAAUAAAUUGGUGGUUUGAUUUUGCUUAGCCAGCCAGAGCGCAGAGGGGUAAAACUGGAAAUACCUGCAGCUUCUUUCUUUCUUUCUUCUAGCACAUGAUGCCCCAUUCUAGUGUUAAAAUUGGACAUGAAUGUGUGAAUAUGUAUUUAAACAUUUAAUUGUAAAUCUUUGUUGUGAUGUUUACAGCCUAAGCUAGAAAGAAGAUGUUUGUAAUUUUUACAGUGCCUCAAAAAUGAUUUCUAUAUCCAUAGUUGUGAAGAGCUUUAAGGUUUUUUUUUUUUUUCUGUAUGUGUGCAGGGGGUGCAAGGUGAAUGCAACAUAUUCUGAAAAUGACACAAGUACCAAAACCAACCCAAAGCCUUUGAUGUGCUUUCCCCAUAGCAGCUUGGGACUAAUGAAACUGGGUGAAUGUGUAUGGCCCAGCCUGUGUCUCCAUUCGUAGCGGUGCCAGGUUCAAUAUUACCGUGUGGCUGGAACUUACCCAUAUUGAUUGGAAUUUGGAAGACGUAAAUGAACAGCGGUGCUGAGGAAGGGAUGCCCAAUUCAUAACUCAUUGGUCGGCUGUAUGAAUUUUUGGCACAAGUAUCUGAGGAGCAAAUGGUUGAAAAAAAUAUAUUAAAAAUCAGUUGAGGUGUAUCAUAAUGAAUGCAUUUUGCUUUUUUGAGGCCUUAAUGAAUAUAAUGAAUCUGCACAGGCCUUAAUGAAUAAAGAUUAAAGUGUCAAAGCAAUGCAGGGCAGAGCGAUUAUUUUCAGCACAUGUAAUGUUGAUAAUAUAACUGUUAAACUGAUAUUUUUGUGGGAUAUAAAUCCAAGUCCUAGCAAUCCCACCAUCAGCUGUAGUUUCUUGUUAACUUUUUUCCGUGGAGUGCGCAACAGGCUUCGUGUUUUGUCAGAAAAUCAUCUGUGUUGUGCCAGGUAAAUUAAAUCAUACGGUUCCCGUGACCUCGGGUGUUGAGCUGUAGUUUAUUUCAGCCUGUUGAACAAAAGUGUAAGGGAUGAGGUGUUGUUACUAAAGUGGCUUCCUUUGUCCCCCAAAACGCGAUAGUGCUGUCUUUGAGGAUACGGGGAGCGGGGUUGGGGUCUCCUCUGGCAGCCAGAAAGAGCAGUUGAAUAAAUCGCCCAUUAAAAUGUGGUGUUUGCACAUCAACAGCAUCCAUCUGUUCUGCAGGGCUUUUCAGGACACUGAAAAGUUUUUAAAGUAAGUGAAAGUCUCGCUAAUCAUAUUUUCCUAAUAUCCAAUACAGCUGGUGUAAAUAAAUGAUGCAUAAACUAUGGACAGAUGAGCUACUACUUCUGCUUCUCCUGCCUCGCACAGUGUGGCUUGCCUCUGCUGGUCCUUGCUGGGAUUUUUGUUUGUUUGUUUGUUUUUAAAUCAACCGAUCACAUUGAUCGGGGCCGAUAGCCAAAUGUAGUGUGUCUGGUAUGGAUUUGAAGAGACAUUAUCCCUUUUUUCAGUAAUUCAAAUGGAAUUAGGGUGGUGGUUAGUACCCGUUGUGCACUGCUUUAUUGAAGUGAUGUCUUCUGGAUCGCAGAUUCCUGACUUGGUACCUCCACCGGGUUCCUCUGACUUGGGUUCUGAUUUCAAUGAACAGUUAAAAUGCCUCGUGCCACGUUCUUCCACUGCCGUACCUUGGUUUGCUCGCUUUCUGCUGUUUGUUUGCUCUUGACUGCGGGUGAAAGAUGUGUUUCAGCUAUUUGUGAUUUAACCACACAGUAUUUCAUUAUGGUUUAUUGAUCUUGAACUUCCAAGUAAUUCCCAAAAAAGCAGUGCAGUUUUGUCAAAUUUAAUUGGCCUCUCCAUUUGCAAAAAGGAAAAUGAGAUCACUGAGCCUCUGAGUACUGGUUUCAUCUCCCAGAUACACAAAAAAAAAGGAAAGGCAACGCCUGCAGAUAAUUUGCAGUACACGUUUUUGCAGUGUGGACAUGCAGGAACGGGUGGAUGUUUGCUAACAACGGGCAGCCUGCUGCUUUCCUGGCUCCUUUGUUUUGCCUUCGCUUACAUUAGGAGUUUCACAGAGGUGAGUGAUGCUUCACUGGGAGAUGGUCAGAGCCCAUUGCUCAGGAUGGGUGUGCUGAGGGCUGCCUGCACCCUGCCUGCACCCUGCCUGCACCCGCUGGAGGUGAAGGCUGUCCCCAUUCCCCAAGGGCUGAACCUGUCAGCGCUGCCACUUGCCGAAGGAACCUGCAUGGCAUCAGUGGUGUUGCAAAACCUCUCUUUCAUCAUCUCCCAAGUCAUUUCGUCGCGGGCAACAGUGGAAAUAUGAACCUGUCAUUUAAGUUUUUAUAAAACAUUAGAAUUAGUUUUUUUUUUUUAAAGGAUAAACUCACCACUGCCUUUGCAAAAACAGAAGAAAAAAGGGAUACUCUCUCUUUAGAAAAGCUUUACACAUUAUAUUUUAGAACGCUUGUAUAGAGGGUGAUCUACCUUGAAUUCCCAACCCAGCUUUUGCUUAUGUUGUGCUUUUUAUUGUUUUUUCUUUAUUUUUGAUAUACCUGGAAUGCAGUUUAGCUUGGUAUUAAUUAAAUUCUAAAUAUGUGAGCAUAUUGGCAAAACUGCACAGAUGUAAUGAUAUUCCAAUAGCAAUUGUACUGCACAAGUCAGUGAUUGUAAAGUAUUCUGUAACAAGCAAUGUUUGUCUCCUAUUUUUUGAUACCUCUUAACACUUAUGUCUUUUAGAAAGACAGUGCCUCUGUAUGCUUUUUGUAUUUUUACUGAGUGAUUGUAAAUAUUUGUUAUAUUUUUGGUUAAGAGAAUGUUUAAAAGUACUGUUUAUUAUCCAAUCUAUUAAUAUGUUGGAAUCAAUAAACAAUCUACAUAUA
Molecule: messenger RNA, 9619 nt
Organism: Harpia harpyja (harpy eagle)
Lineage: Eukaryota; Metazoa; Chordata; Aves; Accipitriformes; Accipitridae
Gene: RAPGEF6
Product: Rap guanine nucleotide exchange factor 6
Exons: 26
Coding region: 897-5441 (1514 amino acids)
Biological process (GO): small GTPase-mediated signal transduction; positive regulation of ERK1 and ERK2 cascade
Molecular function (GO): guanyl-nucleotide exchange factor activity; protein binding
Source: RefSeq, a predicted model, not a curated record